AUGUGUGUGGCCACUGGCCGUACGGCCCGCCCCUCUGAUCACCCGUUGUUGGCCUCAGUAUUAACCCGUCUAUCGAUAGGUACGGAACAGCUCUUGGCGUCACAGUUAAGCCAUAAGCAGAUCAAAGACAAGUUAGCCGUUGUGUCCGCUUAUGGCCAGAAGGCGGAGAAGUUUGUCGUCAAACAGACCGGCGUUGAUGUCUCCCAAUGGAGGCCAACCAGUCUUCAUUCAUUAGAGCCGAAGAUUCUCUGGAACCGAUCGGUGAAGAGUGUGUUCAAGACUAUAGCGGAUAUACGUGUGAAUGAAUUGAUGGCUAAAAUACAGAAAAUGGAAACAAUGACCAUCUUUUAA
This is a messenger RNA of Medioppia subpectinata, 351 nucleotides long. The record is from the annotation of a GenBank genome assembly. NCBI's taxonomy places the organism in Eukaryota, Metazoa, Arthropoda, Arachnida, Sarcoptiformes, Oppiidae.